Melopsittacus undulatus (budgerigar) is the source of this 4932-nucleotide messenger RNA. RefSeq names its product AFG2 AAA ATPase homolog A (gene AFG2A). The transcript has 17 exons. The record is from RefSeq and is a predicted model, not a curated record. Gene Ontology annotation, cellular component: cytoplasm; membrane. Gene Ontology annotation, biological process: regulation of signal transduction; multicellular organism development. Lineage: Eukaryota; Metazoa; Chordata; Aves; Psittaciformes; Psittaculidae. Gene Ontology annotation, molecular function: ATP hydrolysis activity; ATP binding.
GGCGCUGCGUGGGGCUGAGCCGGACGAGACGAGGCCACCCCAUGGGCGGUGCCGGCCUCUGCUCCCGGAAGCGCUCUGUGGUAGCCGGCGGAGCAGCAUGUCUGCCUCUUCCAGAAGGAAGAGCAAGGGGCGGCCGGUCCCGAACAGCGGUGGCAGAGAUGGCUCUCCGCGCGCCGUUCCCCCUGGCGCUGCCGAGGGCGGGCUGCUGGUGCUAGGCGUCUCUGACGCGGUGGAGGCAGGAGAUGAUAAAGUUCCAAAUAUGUUGCGAAGAGCCCUCGCCCAGCUGUCACUGAGCAGCAUGAAGUCUGCAAACAUAUGCAUAGGUCGUCCGGUCUUGAUUACGUCUGCUGAUGGAGGACAGGAGGUCUGUACUGCUUGGCCCACCACAGGCUUUCCAGGCGGGAAAGUCGGGCUGAGUGAAGCCACACAGAAGAACUUGAAAGUAAAUCUGGGUGAUGCUGUCACUGUGCAGCCUGUAAUUGGUGCAGUCAUCCAGGCAGAGGAAAUCAAUGUAAAGCUGAGGGACAAAGAUGCCACCGUUAAUGCUGAGGAAAUGUCUGUCUGUCUACUGAGAAACCUAGAUGGGAAAAUUGUUUUACCAGGAAACCUCUUGGCUUUCACCUUCUAUGGCAGAGUUUGUAACAUUGUGGUGAUGAAAGUGAAAGGAACUGACGGUGCAGAACUGACUGGCAGCACUGUUUCCCGUGGUGUGCAUGAGUCAGAUCUUAAAAGAUCAAAUUUGGACACAAAUAUGUUAGAUUUGUCUUUCCAACUCGGCAAGAUGGACAUUGACAAUAGUCCAGAGGUUGCAUCUAUGAGCACACCAAGCAAACUGAUGGAUCCAAGUUCACCACUUACACCCAGUUCUGCUUUGACAGCCAGUGAUCAAGGCACUGGUCAGGGAGAGAAAACCUGCAGCAAGGGAGAUGGCGCAGACCUUAGUAGUAAUUUGGAGUCGCCUGGGAAAGGAGGCAUUGAUGAACUCCUACUGACUGGCAAAACUGGAGCAAUAAGCAAUGCAGACACUUUUUAUUUCAUUUCUUCAAGAACUAGAAUCAAUUUUAUUGAAACAAGGUCCAAUGCAACAGAUGAUGGUGAUUGUGAAUCCCAAGUCACCUAUGAUAUGAUAGGAGGUCUAAGCAGCCAACUCAGAACUAUUAGAGAAACAGUUGAACUGCCCUUGAAGCAAGCUGAACUGUUCAAGAGUUACGGAAUCCGUCCUCCUAGAGGAGUCCUCCUGUAUGGCCCUCCAGGUACUGGGAAGACUAUGAUUGCCAAAGCAAUUGCAAAUGAGGUUGGCGCUCACGUUACGGUUAUUAAUGGUCCUGAAAUAAUCAGCAAGUUUUAUGGGGAGUCUGAAUCAAGAUUACGUCAGGUAUUUGCUGAAGCUUCCCUGUGUCAGCCCUCCAUUAUAUUUAUAGAUGAGUUGGAUGCACUCUGUCCCAAGAGAGAAGGGGCUCAGAGUGAAGUUGAAAAGAGAGUUGUUGCUUCACUGCUGACGUUAAUGGAUGGUAUUGGCUCAGAGGGCAGUGAAGGACAGCUCUUGGUACUUGGGGCCACUAACCGUCCUCAUGCACUGGAUGCAGCACUGCGCAGACCUGGACGUUUUGAUAAAGAGAUUGAAAUUGGAGUCCCUAAUGCCCAAGACCGUCUGGACAUACUCCAAAAGCUUCUCAAGAAAGUCCCCCAUUCACUCACAGCAGCAGAGUUGGCGCAACUAGCUGAUAGCGCACAUGGUUAUGUGGGUGCAGACUUAGCAGCCUUGUGCAAGGAAGCAGGUUUGUACGCAUUGCGGAGAGCACUGGGGAAAAGACCUAAUGUAUUAGACAACGAGGUGGCUGGGUCAGUGAUGAUUGCUUUCAAUGACUUCCUACAGGGGAUGAAUGAUGUCAGGCCCAGCGCCAUGAGGGAGGUGGCAGUUGAUGUGCCAAAAGUAUCUUGGUCAGACAUAGGAGGACUGGAAGAUGUCAAGCUGAAAUUGAAGCAGGCAGUUGAAUGGCCUCUCAGACAUCCCGACUCCUUCAUCCGAAUGGGGAUUCAGCCUCCGAAAGGUGUGCUGCUUUAUGGACCUCCUGGAUGUUCAAAAACAAUGAUAGCAAAAGCUUUGGCUCAUGAAAGUGGUCUCAACUUCUUGGCGGUGAAGGGACCUGAGCUGAUGAAUAAGUAUGUUGGUGAAUCUGAACGAGCAGUGAGAGAGAUAUUUAGGAAAGCCAGAGCGGUGUCUCCUUCAGUUCUUUUCUUUGAUGAAAUAGAUGCCUUGGCAUUUGAAAGGGGCAACUCUUCAGGUGCUGGAAAUGUAGCAGACCGUGUCUUGGCUCAGUUGUUAACGGAAAUGGAUGGGAUAGAACAGCUGAAGGAUGUGACAAUUUUGGCAGCUACAAACAGACCGGACAUGAUAGACAAGGCCUUGCUGAGACCAGGACGAAUAGAUAGAAUUAUCUAUGUGCCAUUGCCAGAUGCAGCCACUCGCAAGGAGAUCUUCAAACUUCAUUUUCAGUCCAUGCCAGUCAGUGAUGAAGUCUGCUUAGCAGAGCUUGUUCAGCGCACACAGAAGUACUCAGGAGCAGAGAUAACAGCAGUCUGCAGAGAAGCAGCCCUUCUAGCUCUUCAGGAAGACAUACACGCCAAAUCUAUCAUGGGACAGCACUUUCGGAUUUCAGAUGCAUGCCAGGUUCCCACUGAAUGCCAGAAGUAGCAAUCACUACAGAUGGAGCCCCAAAGUCAACAUGGCAGCGGUGGCUCACUAGUGGUGAUUCAGCAGUCUUCUUUGGAUAGCCGGCAGCGAUUGGAUUAUGACAGAGAGAGCCAGCCAGCAACCAUCUUGUCACUGGACCAGAUCAAGGCGAUCAGGAGCAGCAAUGAAUACACUGAAGGUCCAUCUGUGGUGAAAAAGUCUGGUCCACGGACAGCACCGAGGCAAGAGAAGCAUGAAAGGACUCACGAAAUUAUACCGAUUAAUGUGAAUAAUAAUUAUGAACACAGACCCACCCAUGUGGGGCAUGUGGCACAUCAGAAUAACACAAGGGCUCCCAUCUUGAGCAGAUCAACCAGCACAGGGAGUGCAGCCAGCUCUGGGAGCAACAGCAGUGCCUCCUCAGAGCAAGGGCUGCUGGGACGGUCACCUCCAUCCAGGCCAGGGUCAGGCCACAGAUCCGAUCGGACAAUCCGGACGCAGCCCAAGCAGUCAUCUCUAGUUGUAGAUGAUCUGAAGGGUCCUUUGAAAGAGGACUUGACGCAGCACAAGUUUAUCUGCGAACAGUGUGGGAAGUGCAAGUGUGGGGAGUGCACGGCCCCGAGGGCCCUCCCUUCUUGCUUGGCCUGCAACAGACAGUGCUUGUGCUCUGCAGAAAGCAUGGUGGAGUACAGCACCUGCAUGUGUUUGGUCAAAGGGAUCUUUUACCACUGUUCUAAUGACGAUGAAGGGGACUCUUAUGCGGAUAAUCCCUGCUCUUGCUCCCAGUCACACUGCUGUUCUAGGUACCUGUGCAUGGGAGUGAUGUCCUUGUUUCUGCCUUGCUUGCUCUGCUACCCUCCUGGAAAAGGAUGCCUAAAACUCUGUCGGGGGUGUUAUGACCGCAUCAAUCGUCCAGGGUGCCGAUGCAAGAACUCCAACACGGUCUAUUGUAAACUGGAGAGCUGCCCUUCCCGGGGUCAGGGCAAGCCCUCAUGAUUUUUGGAGGGAGGUUUACUUCCUUCAACUUCAGUUUUUCAGGUUGUAGCUGAUUUUUUGUUGUUGUGUUUUUUUUUUUUCCCCUUCUUCCUUUCGCCCCCUCUCAUUUUCAGGGAGGCUGUUCUUUUGCUUCCUUUCUGUCUCCCCAACUUCAACUACACAAGUUCUUCCCUUUGCAUCUUUGCUCUCCUCUUCCUGUUGGCUGUGUGUGGAGCAUUUUACAUAGUCAUUGCUGCUCUUUGGUAAGUGUGGACCUGGAAUCUGCAUCUGCCACUCGCUUUGACAGGGUCUUUUGAGUUUGUAACUAAACCACUCCUGAAAGAGACAGUGAGGGCUCACUGGGCUCUUCAAGUUUCUUGCUCUGUGAAUAUCUUCCCAAAGAUGUUUUUCAUUCUCAGCAGUUAUUUUUAACUUAACCCCCUGGGUAUCAAGGAAGAACAACUUUCAUGGGUGAGCUGAAUUGUGAAAUAAGUUUUGUUUUUUAUGUGUGUCCUGUCUGGAGAGGUAUGUAAAAUAAAGGCUUUUCCAAGUGAAAGGCCUGAUUCUUCUGUAAGCAUGUUUUUUGGUUUGGUUUUGUUGUUUUUUUUUUGCCUUCCCUCCUCUCUUGUCUCAACUUUCAGAACAUUCUUGGUCCUGAGAAUUACCCUGUCUUUUUUUUUUUUAAUACUUUUUCAAUGUAACUUCACUUUUUGCUACACUAUGUAGAUCUUCACAUUGGAGACAUUACAGCUGCAGCAUACUCAUUUGUUUCUUUUGCUGUCAGCUCUUUGAAGGAUAUUGCUCACUCCACCUUCCUGCUCUUUUUUUUUAUAGUCUAUCAGUAUCAAUUGAUAUUAAAUUUGGUGGUGUCUGUGUAUCCAAACAGCCUUCAGGUGCCCUUGAGUCACCUAACUGUUCUUGAAUCCUUCUUGUUUCUUGUCAUCCUUCUGUUUGGUGAAUUUAGCUCUGCUCUGUACUUUAUAAAUUUAUUCUGUCCCUGUUUUAUUGCCUUAGCCACAAAUUGUGGUCCUUUUUUGUAUAUUUUAUGUAUAAAACAAAGUUGAAUCCCAACUAUUUUUAAGACAAAAGUCUGUUAAAACUUUUUUAUUGUAAAGAAUAUUUAUUAUGUGAAUCUCUAUUAUUUUAUGAUAUUUAUUGCAAAAGACUUUGAAAAUGUACUCAUGUCUGAAUAUAACAAAAUAUCAAUACUUAACGAAAUAAGAAUGACACAAAGAAAGUACGUAUGUUAACUAUAAUGCAGAAAAUAUAUUAAUUAAUGAAAA